Molecule: messenger RNA, 2800 nt
Organism: Beta vulgaris subsp. vulgaris (sugar beet)
Lineage: Eukaryota; Viridiplantae; Streptophyta; Magnoliopsida; Caryophyllales; Amaranthaceae
Exons: 16
Coding region: 418-2340 (640 amino acids)
Cellular component (GO): cytosol
Molecular function (GO): L-glutamate dehydrogenase (NADP+) activity
Source: RefSeq, a predicted model, not a curated record
AUAUUGAUAUUGAAUUUUUUAGUGUAGAAGAAGCAAAAUGUAACUUAGAAAACCAAAAAAUUCCAGUGUCUCCUCCUCUCCAAUUAUGUCUGUACACCAAAUUAAUUCCAGUUUUUAGUGACUGGAAUUCACAAUCCCCCAUUUUUAUCAUCCGACAAAAAGAGAGAGAAGAAUCUGACUUAGGAGAGAGAAAGUGAAAAACCGUGUGAGUGGGAGUCGUUAGAGCGAAUUCUGCACUCUCGUUCAAGAUUUCGAUCAAAUUCCCUAAUUUCAUACGGCAGAAAUACCCAGUUGAUAAAAAGGAUUCAGGGUGUGUAAUCCUGGAAAACCCAUAUCUUGGAUUUUCAAAUUUACGUUCUUUUUCUUGGAAUUUUCAGCGUAAAAGACAUUGGAGGUUGUCUAGGAUUGACAUGCUGAAUGUUGCUUCCGGUGAGUGGGUUAGGGAUGAAUUCUACAAUGGAUGACAUGAGUCUGAUUCAGCAGAGGCAUCACUUGGUAGUUAGAGAACUUGGAGUUGGAGAAGAAAUUGACUUGGAAAUUGGUCCUGGAGAUGAUGAUCCAGCGUUUGCUAAUGCUGCUCUUAUAAGUGCUCCACGUGAGCCUUCAGUUGACGAGCAAGAUGAGACCAAGCAAAUACAAAUGAUGCCGUCUCUCCAAAAUGACAGUCAAGAGAUGUGUAAAGGUCAGCCAAUGAAAAAGAAGAAAAAGGUUGUGAAGCGAUGGAGAGAGGAGUGGGCUGAUACCUAUAAAUGGGCAUAUGUCGAUGUAAAGGAUGGAACUGCAAGGAUCUUCUGUUCAGUGUGUCGAGAGUAUGGGAGGAAGCAUAGGAGGAAUCCCUAUGGAAACGAAGGCAGUAGAAAUAUGCAGAUGAGUGCCUUAGAAGAGCAUAACAAUAGUUUGUUACAUAAAGAGGCUGUUAGGUUACAAAUGGCUUCCAAGGAUAAGAUUGUUGUUGAUAAACCUAUAUACGUAAAAGCUCUAAUGUCAAAAACAGCUGGAUCAAUUGUUGAAGCUGCAUUAAAAAGAGAUCCUCAUGAGAUGGAGUUUAUUCAGUCAGUGCAAGAAACAGUACAUUCCAUUGAAAGAGUUAUUGGAAAGAAUUCUCAUUAUGUUAAUAUUAUGGAACGUUUGCUUGAACCUGAACGUACGAUCAUAUUUCGAGUUCCAUGGGUUGAUGACCGGGGUGAGACACAUGUUAACCGAGGAUUUCGGGUGCAGUUUAAUCAGGCUUUAGGUCCAUGUAGGGGAGGAAUCCGUUUUCAUCCAUUGAUGAGCUUAAGUAUUGCCAAGUUUCUUGCUUUUGAGCAGACUCUAAAGAAUGCUUUAUCACCAUACAAACUGGGAGGAGCAGCUGGUGGAAGUGAUUUUGAUCCAAAAGGGAAAACCGAUAAUGAGAUCAUGCGCUUUUGCCAAAGCUUCAUUAAUGAACUGUACCGGUACUUAGGGCCUGAUCAGGAUCUUCCUUCAGAAGAAAUGGGUGUUGGUGCUCGGGAGAUGGGUUACCUUUUUGGGCAAUACAGGCGACUUGCUGGUCACUUUCAGGGAAGUUUUACAGGAUCGCGGGUUUUCUGGUCUGGAUCUAGCCUUCGGACCGAAGCUACUGGCUAUGGGCUGGUUUUCUUUGCCCACCUCAUUCUAGGAGACUCAAACAGAGAACUGAAGGGAUUAAGGUGUGUGGUAAGUGGCUCUGGAAAAAUUGCAUUCCAUGUCAUAGAAAAGCUUCUUGCUUAUGGCGCUAUACCUAUCACAGUAUCAGAUUCAAAGGGCUACUUGGUGGAUGAUGAUGGCUUUGAUUUUAUGAAGAUGCAGCUUUUAAGAGAUAUUAAAGCUCAACAAAGAAGCUUGAGUUGCGCUAACAGGGAUUAUUCUAAAACUUAUGCCCGUUCAAAGUAUUAUGAUGAAGCAAAACCUUGGACUGAGAGAUGUGAUGUUGCAUUUCCUUGUGCUACACAAAACGAAAUAGAUCAAUCUGAUGCCAUUAGUUUGGUCAAUUCUGGUUGUCAUCUACUAGUUGAAGGUUCCAUCAUGCCUUGUACCCCUGAAGCUGUUGAUGUAUUAAGGAAAGCCAAUGUUGUAGUUGCUCCAGCAAUGGCUGCUGGUGCAGGAGGGGUCGCUGCUGGAGAACUUGAAUUAAACCAUGAGUUCAAUCUAAUGCAAUGGUCCCCUGAAGACUUUGAAUCUAAGUUACAGGAUGCCAUGAAACAGACGUACCAGAGAGCUUUAAAAGCAGCGACUGACUUUGGAUAUGAAAAGGAAAGUCCUGAGGUUUUGGUGUAUGGAGCAGCCAUUGCUGCUUUUCUAACCGUUGCUCAAGGUAUGACUGACCAGGGAUGCGUGUAAAGGAAGAUAAGAACUGAGCUUCAGCUGCUUCCUGAUGAAUUUGCAGUUUGAACCAUAAUAGUGCGUAUUAUGGUAGUCUCUGCUUGCGCCUGUUGAUAAAUUGCUGGAGGGUUUAAAGGUUACUCUUCCACUCUCGAAGAAAGUGGAAGGACAUCAAGUAAUGACGAUGCAGCAAAUACUCCAGUACUAAAAUCCCAAAAUGUUGUAACAUACGUUUAACUGAUCAUUUUCGUGACUAUGAGCUUUAGGUAGAAUUAGGAUCUUGAAAAAUGAUCAGAUGGGUGAUGUUUCUCCCGUGAGUAUAGUAGAGAGCAUGCGUAUACAUCUGUUUACUUGAUGGGUAAAUGUGUACUUGUUGGGUAUUAGUUGCAUUAGUGCAGGAAAAAGAAACAUAUUGUAUGUAAUAUACUUGAAACAAAUCAAAGCUGAUGAAUGGAAAUUAGUUGAUCAUUUUUUCUCA